CUUUCCCCAACUGCCUCCCCAACGGCCAACUGCUACCUCCUCUCCUGGCACUCCAGGAACCUCUCCCAAAACUCCCAUACUCUCAACACUGGCCGACCCUGAUCGUCUUAAGGGCCCAAUCUGUGGGGCAUCCUGGAGGGAAUUUGCUCCCCACCUUGUCCAGCCCAGAAACCUGCCAAGAGUUCUCACCUCCCUGCAACCACCACACAAAAGUUCCCACACUGCUCUGGAGCACCUGCUGUUUCUCAGGCACUGUGCAAGGUGCCAGACCGCAGCACUUCACAGGACACCUGUGGCUCUUCCUCCAUAAAGGCACCCAUGGGUGGGACAAUGAAGCUGGCUGUGGUGGCGCUGUUUCUGGCUCUCACAAUAGUGGUCCCCAGAAACGUCGAGGACAGCGACACGUGUACGUACGAGGCCCUGUCUGACACCGAUGCUGUCGUCUGCAAGGGCCUUCAAGUUUUCUACCCAGAACUGGGGAACAUUGGCUGCAUGUUUGUUCCUGACUGCAACAACUACAGGCAGAAGAUCACCCACUGGAAUGAGCCCAUAGUCAAGUUCCCUAGGGCCUUGGAGGGCGCAACCUACAUCCUGGUGAUGGUGGACCCGGAUGCCCCUAGCAGGUCUUCACCCAAAGCUCAAUUCUGGAGACAUUGGCUGGUAACAAACAUCAAGGGCACUGAUAUGAAGAAAGGGAAGAUUCAGGGCCAGGAGCUGUCAGCCUACCAGCCUCCCUCCCCACCAGCACGAAGUGGCUUCCACCGCUACCAGUUCUUCGUCUACCUUCAGGAAGGACAGAACAUCUCUCUCCAUUCCAAAGAAAACAAAACUCGAGGCAAUUGGAAAAUGGACAAAUUCCUGAACCGCUUCCACCUGAGCGAACCCGAAGCAAGCACCCAAUUCAUGACUGAAAAUUACCAGGACUCCCCAAAUUACCAGCCUCCCGCAGGAGGAAGCAGUGAGCCCACGGACAAACCCAAACAGAGUUAGCUGCCGGCCAGACAUCGGGCUUCGUGUUGCAGGUGUGUGUGUCCACAGUGCCACCAGCGAAGGUCUGGGCAUGGACCCCCUCUAAGCAGGGAACUCCUUCUCUCCCAAAUUAA
Molecule: messenger RNA, 1103 nt
Organism: Hyaena hyaena (striped hyena)
Lineage: Eukaryota; Metazoa; Chordata; Mammalia; Carnivora; Hyaenidae
Gene: PEBP4
Product: phosphatidylethanolamine binding protein 4
Exons: 8
Coding region: 319-990 (223 amino acids)
Source: RefSeq, a predicted model, not a curated record